AUGAUCGAGUGGUAUCGAUUACUAGGCAAGAGGAAACUCAGCAUGAUUUUCAUCAUGCAAAUGUCCAAUUCGACGAUUAAACUGACAGCAGGGAACAUCGUGAUAUUGUCUUACAGCAAGUUCGGUGAUGUCGUUAAAAGUGCGUUCGCCUUUCUGAAUGUAUUACGAACGGUCACUUGAAACAAUAUGUAGUUGGAAGACUCGUUGGU
Messenger RNA from Megachile rotundata (alfalfa leafcutting bee), 209 nucleotides. RefSeq names its product odorant receptor 4-like. Gene Ontology annotation, biological process: detection of chemical stimulus involved in sensory perception of smell; sensory perception of smell. Gene Ontology annotation, molecular function: odorant binding; olfactory receptor activity. NCBI's taxonomy places the organism in Eukaryota, Metazoa, Arthropoda, Insecta, Hymenoptera, Megachilidae. Gene Ontology annotation, cellular component: plasma membrane. The record is from RefSeq and is a predicted model, not a curated record.